AGGUGUGGGCAGCCGCCAGCGAAUGACAAGAUUAAAAACCUUACUAAAACAUAGUUUUCUCAGAUAUUACGUACCAGAUCAAAGUUCAUCUGGCAAAGCUGCCUCAUCGCCAUCCAUGUGUGGUGAAAUCACAGCCAGAACAUUAGUCGCACAUUAAACGAGAUCGACGACGGUGUCGUUACUCAACGAAAAUCACAUCUUGCCUUGAAAUGAAGGUGCCUAAAAGUCUUUGCCUGCUAAAACAGCUGCCGAAUGUCCGGAACUGCAGCAGUAGAAGUACAAAACCCCUGAAGAUCGUAACCAAACAUUUUGAAGAGAUAAGCAUACCCGUUCCAUGGGGACAUAUAUCGGGCAAAUGGUAUGGCCCCAAGCACGUGCGACCCAUUGUCGGCAUGCACGGCUGGCAGGAUAAUGCCGGGACCUUCGAUACAUUGGCUCCGCUCCUGCCAUCUCAUCUCUCCUUCCUGAGCAUCGAUGCCCCGGGCCACGGACUCUCCUCAUGGCUGCCGGCUGGCACCUCGUACCACUCCAUCGAUCUGGUACUGAUCACCCGCCGCCUGAUGGACGACUACAACUGGGACAAGAUCUCCAUUCUGGCGCACUCAAUGAGUGCCAUCAAUGGAUUUGUGUUCAGUGCUCUGUUUCCCGACAAAGUGGAUCUGUUUGUGGGCCUGGAUGUGCUGAAACCGCCCGUCCGGAGUUCCCGCAGCAUUGUGGAUGCGCUGGCCGAGCGACUGGAGUCCACCUUAAAGCUGGAACGACGCCUUAAGAGCGGCUCCGAGCCGCCCGCCUACGAAUGGGACCAAUUGGUGACCAGGCUGCACGAGGGUUCCAAUAAAUCCGUAUCGCUGGAUGCCUGCAAGUACCUACUGCAGCGGAACUCCAGACCCUCCACGCACGAGCCCCACAAGUAUUACUUCUCCCGGGACAACCGACUGAAGUCAUCGUUGUUCUACACGCUGCACCAGGAGGUUACAAUGGAGAUGGCACGCCGGAUCAAGUGCCCACAUCUUUUCAUCAAGGCUCUGCAGGCUCCUUACUACGAACGCAAGGAGUACUUUGAUGAAGUUUUGGCAGAAUUGCAACAUAAUCCGCUGUUCGAGUUCCACGAAGUAGACGGAACCCACCAUGUCCACCUCAACGAGCCGGAGAAGGUGGCGCCAAUUAUCAAUUCCUUUAUCAAUAAAUACCGGCCCUUAUGAGAUCGGCUUACCAUAGACCUGGACAUAUAGCUAGUUGAAUGUUAGACCUUACGCCUAGUGUUAGAUUUUAACCCCUGACGUAGAUUGAUGAUAUUGACUGGAUAUUAGACACAAAUCAAUCUCAGUAGAAGAAAAAAAACCCAAGCAUAGAUCAUUUGGUUGCUUCUAUUUAAUUUAUUAUGUACAAUCGAUACCGGCAAUAACAUUAAAGUUAAACACUACAUUACAAACUUCAAAA
Molecule: messenger RNA, 1440 nt
Organism: Drosophila elegans
Lineage: Eukaryota; Metazoa; Arthropoda; Insecta; Diptera; Drosophilidae
Product: probable serine hydrolase
Exons: 2
Coding region: 210-1202 (330 amino acids)
Source: RefSeq, a predicted model, not a curated record